Molecule: messenger RNA, 3017 nt
Organism: Xiphophorus hellerii (green swordtail)
Lineage: Eukaryota; Metazoa; Chordata; Actinopteri; Cyprinodontiformes; Poeciliidae
Exons: 2
Coding region: 226-1419 (397 amino acids)
Source: RefSeq, a predicted model, not a curated record
UGUGAAACGCCAAUCAGUGCAGUUGCCAUGGAGACCGAGGUGGCGAUGCAGCAGCAUCAGCAUCAUCAGCUGAGGAUGAGGAGGAGAGGCGAGCUCGGCGCUUCGCUCAGUCGGAGAAACGGAUCGGAUCAGCCGGACGGAACCAGCUUCCCAGGAGUUUAAUCUCAGCGGCUGAUGGUUCAUCUCAGUUAACGGCGAGCGGAGACGCCUGGAGCGAGAUCCAACAUGGCCGCCGAGGACGGAGAGCGAGGAGGACCGAGGAGGAAGCCGAGGCUCCUGCUGGGAAGAACCAGAACCAGGAGCACCGGAGAGGAAACCAAACCAGAACCGGCUGGAAACGGGGAGGAAACAUCGGCUGGGAGCGACAAACAGACAACCUGCAGGGGGCGCCAGAGCGCUGCAGGGAAAAGGAGACGCAGGUGGUGGAGCGGCUUGUCCUCAGCAGUCAGCUGCAUCAGGAGACAGGAGGACGGUGAGGCGAGUCCACCAGAGGGGGCGCUGCAGAGACAGGAGGACGGUGAGGCCAGUCCACCACAGGGGGCGCUGCAGAGACAGGAGGACGGUGAGGCCAGUCCACCAGAGGGGGCGCUGCAGAGACAGGAGGACGGUGAGGCCAGUCCACCAGAGGGGGGGCUGCAGAGACAGGAGGACGGUGAGUCCAGUCCACCAGAGGGGGCGCUGCAGAGACAGGAAGAGACGAGGAAGAUGAGGAACGUUUUGAGGAGAUUCGUUCCACUAAGGAAGAAAUCUUCUCCGUGGUUCCGCACUACACUGCAGAAGUUCUUCAUCAGAGCGGGAAGGAGACGGUCCGUCCCGCCGGGACACGAGGAGGACGCGGUGUUGGGACCUGACCUGUGUGCUUCCGGACUCGCCGAGAUACCUGAAGGUCCUCCACAGGUCCAGAUGUUCUGCUACCAGGCGGAGCAUUUACCUGAAGAACCGGAACCUACAGCAGAAAUGGCAGACCCUGAAGAUGGACCGGUGCCGGUCCAAAUGGCUCAAAUAAACCAGGUUCUGGUGCGGGACGUGUCCUCAGAAGAGGACGAGGUUCUGUUUGACUCAGAACUUGUUGUGGACCUCCAUGACCAGCCCACGUUCCAGUUCCCCCCAGAGGACAAGACGGUCCAGAUGUCUGUCCCACCCCAACCGUCCACCAAUGGACCGUCCAUCCGGAUCCAGCUCUGUCCGCCGGAUGACUCCGCCCAGGAGGAAGAGGAGGACGAGGAAGGCUGGGUGGGCGUGGCCUCCGCAGAGAGCCACCUCCUCCACCUGAUCUGCUCCGACCCGACUGAGCGGCAGCUGCAGCAGGCGGCCCGGUCACUGGUCAGAACCGCCAUGACCGCCGCCGUGGAUCAGCUGACCCGAGAGCAGCGGGGCAGCGGAGGCUCCGCCCACCUGGAGCCCCCGGGCGCCAGGUGACGGUCUGAGACGGCAGGAACGUUCAGAGUAGCGCUAGAAAACACCUAGCUUAGCGUUAGCAUUAGCUUUACUGAAACAAACACCUGUACGAGUCUGAAUACUCAAAACAACCUGUUCAAACGAGCUGCAGCCUCAGCAGAACUGAACCAUCAUAACCGAGCUCUGCUAAGCUAGCUAGUUUCAGCGACACUUCCUGAUGGAAAUAUCAAAAUAAAAGCACUUCCUGUUCUGAUAAUCUUAUUAUGUUGUCAUUUAUACUUUACUUUUAAACAUUUAUAUUACCAUUUAGUAAAGGUUAGUGGAUUAAAAUUGUACGGCGAAGGAAUUACGGAGUUUCAUAAUGAAUAAAAUUUAAUAAAUAAAUAUUUAAACUUACGGAGUUUUGGGUCGAAGAGCAGCAGGAAAAGAACAUGGAGACGAGAGGAAAUGAAAGAGACAGAAUAAUGAAAUCAGAGCUUUUUAUAACGAAGAAAUGAAGAAUGACAAAAUAAUGAAAAAUAAACUAGAACUAUUAUUAAUAAAUUAUAAAUAAAACUUCAUAUAUAUAAAAUUCAGGUUUCGUGCGGACAUUAUUUUGUCAACCACAGUUUAUUUAUUUCAUUGUUUAUUUACUCAUUUAAUAUUGUUUUAUUUACAUAUUUCAGGAACUUUUAUUUUUUUUUAGCUUACAUUUCAUGUUUUUUAUUAUUUUAUGUUCUUAUUCAAAUGACAGGUGGGAGAAUUUCUAAAUAAAUAAAUAUGUAUAAAUAAAUAAAAUAAGCUUCCAAUGAAAUAUAUUAUUUCAUGAGGACACUUAGUUAUUUAUUUAAUGGUGUAUUUUCUAGUUAUUUAUCAAUAACAAUAUUUAUUUAAUUAAUCUAAGGAACUUAUUUAAAAGCACAAAUAAGGAUUAAACCAAAUAAUGACAGGAUGAACUAAGGCAGGAUUUAAAUAAACAAACAAUGAAGAAAUGAUCCAAACACAAAGAAAUAUUAAAUCACAAACAUUAUGAUAAAAGAUGUUUUUUGGAUGGCAAAAUAUGUCAGAUGAUUAAUAGCUGUUAAUAUUAUUAAAAAAUCAAAAGAUGAUAAAGGGUUCAGUUUGUGUUCCUGACUCAGAGUUUGGAUUUAGUGAGGAAAUGAUUUGAGUUUUGACCUGAUUCACAGGAUCCUUGUUCCUCAUUUCUCUCAUUCUGGUUGCUGGAUGUGGAAACAGCAGAAACUCCAGACAGACGGAGGAAAACGGACAGGAAACGAAUAAAACCAGGAUCCAGAUGAGUUUUUCUUCGGUUCUGAUUCUCAGCUGGUUUCCCGGAUUAUUUCACCCAGACAGAAACAAGGAGCCCAGUUUCUCUCUCAGCUCGUUACGGAGGUUUAUUUAAAGAAAACUUCCUGCUGUUGACAAGUGGAGGCGCUCUAAUGAGCCGAACCGGCCCCGGGGUCCGGGCUCCGACCUGCAGCAGAAACCCACCUGGUCUCCAUGGAAACGCACCAAAACAUGAUGAUGUUCUUCCUGUAUAAAGUAUUCACACCUGUUAAUAUUUCCUCAUUUCUUCAACAUGAAAGCAGAAUCUGCUGCAGCCGUCUGACGCCGAGCAGCAUGAUGCUGCCACCACCGUG